AUGUAUGGAGAUUUGGGCAACAAGCUGGUCCAACACGCCAAAAGAACUCAAAAUCUGACCCAUCUGCCACCUUACCAGACCGAAAUUGUCCGAGCGGUGACACGAGAAGUGAGAGACCUGGACAAAGAUGUAGCAGAACUUCUUGAGCCGUUUCAAGGCUCAUUCGACCCAAGCGCCGACCAAGAUAUUGCUUGCACUCUGCUAGUAAAUCACCUUUCGAUGCGAAGGAACAAGCGUUGCUUGCUCGCGUACCACCGGACACGGACAGAUAAGCUUGAAGAAUUGGUAUGGAAUGGAUCAGACGUGGUAGAUCUGUCUGGGCAACAAGUACGGGAUCCUGCGAGUGCUUCCGGUACGGGCGGUAGUGAUGCAUCAAAGAGUAGUCUCAGCCCUCAAGAAGAGGAGUAUGUCAGACAGUACAGCGACCUGUUGGCAGCCUACAAGGGGCAAUGGACAGACAUCGACCUGACGGGGAGCCUAGAGCCGCCACGAGACUUGUUCAUCGACGUGCGAGUGCUCAAGGAUGCAGGUGAAAUCCAAACAGAGUACGGAACAGUCAGUUUUAUGUACGCCAAGGGGACGUCGAGAGACUCAUUGCACAGGGAUAUUUGCAUAAGCUUGGAUGAGAGAAAGCGGGGUCUGAACAAGUGA
Messenger RNA from Fusarium mangiferae, 651 nucleotides. RefSeq names its product putative PSF1-part of GINS, replication multiprotein complex. Gene Ontology annotation, cellular component: GINS complex. Gene Ontology annotation, biological process: DNA replication; DNA strand elongation involved in mitotic DNA replication. The transcript has 3 exons. The record is from RefSeq and is a predicted model, not a curated record. Lineage: Eukaryota; Fungi; Ascomycota; Sordariomycetes; Hypocreales; Nectriaceae. Bases 1 to 651 code for a protein of 216 amino acids.